GGUGCCAAGCGUCACCGCAAGAUCUUGCGCGACAACAUCCAGGGUAUCACAAAGCCAGCUAUCCGACGUCUCGCACGUCGUGGUGGUGUCAAGCGUAUCUCUGCCAUGAUCUACGAAGAGACCCGUGGUGUCCUCAAGACCUUCCUGGAGGGUGUUAUCCGCGAUGCAGUCACCUACACUGAGCACGCCAAGCGCAAGACUGUCACCUCUCUCGAUGUCGUCUACGCCCUCAAGCGACAAGGCCGCACUCUGUACGGUUUCGGUGGUUAG
Messenger RNA from Pseudocercospora fijiensis CIRAD86, 270 nucleotides. RefSeq lists its product as uncharacterized. The record is from RefSeq and is a predicted model, not a curated record. Lineage: Eukaryota; Fungi; Ascomycota; Dothideomycetes; Mycosphaerellales; Mycosphaerellaceae. The transcript has 2 exons. The annotation marks the transcript as partial. Gene Ontology annotation, biological process: nucleosome assembly. Gene Ontology annotation, cellular component: nucleosome. Gene Ontology annotation, molecular function: structural constituent of chromatin; DNA binding; protein heterodimerization activity.